UUUAAAUAUGCAAUAGGCAACACAUCAUUGUUUAAGAGGACAUUAUAGUCAGUGUUGGUGAUUUAUUGUUUUUAACAGAAAGCCAGUGGAACUUGAUUCUCUCAAAGCUAAGAAAUAGCAGGAAAUCCAAAUUGUCACAUGUACAUCAAAGCGUACAGUGAAAUACGCCAUUUGUGUCAAAUCAAAGCAGCAAGGAUUGUGAUGAGCAAUUAGCAAGCAUCGCCCUGCUUCUGGCACUAACAUAGCACUCCCACAACUAAGGAACCCAAAUUGUAGGUCUUUUUGGAACGUACGAGGGAACUGGCAUAUCCAGAGGACAGCCACACAGUAAUGGAGAGGACGUGCAAACUCCUUACCGAGAUCUGCUGGAAUUGAAUCCCAAUCUUACAGCCAGCGCUGUAAAGCGAUAUGCUAACCGCUACUCCCCUGAAGCACAAUAAAACAGGAUAUGUCAAAAUCCUCAGACCCAAGAAGGCGAAUAUAUCCCAGUUAAAGUGUACUGAAAAACAUGGAUCUCCAAUCACCUGAAGCAUCGGGAGAGGUAAGAUGUAGGACAGGAGAAGUCUUUUUGGUAUUUUAACCUUCGUGUAUUUAUCACUGAGAUCACAGGGCAUCUGAUCUUGGCCUUAGUUCCACCUCCCUGCAAGCUUCCCUUCUCUUUUGGCUCCCUGAUGAAAAUGUACCUUUGAUGCUGUUUUCCAGGGUGUUGGUGAGAUCCAGAAAGGGCACGUGAUUGACUUUUUCCCUUCACCUGGCACUGGUCCUGAAACUGGGAACUGAGACACAUUUACAUUUUUAAAAAAAGACAAUGAUGCAGCAAGUCAUGAUACCAACUGUGUGCCCCCUGGAAAAGAAGCUGUUGAUCUUGGAUGUUGACGUUGGGGUGGAUGAUGCCCAGGCGAUAAUGAUGGCUCUUGCAGCUCCGAACGUUGAAGUCCUGGGAAUAACCUGUACUCACGGAAACACCAGCAUCGAAAACGUGUGCAGGAACGUGCUGCGAGUGCUGAAGCUGUGUGACAAGAUGGAGAUUCCCGUCUACCGUGGGUCAGCCACCUCUCUCCUGGGUGUAGCCCAUUAUGAUGCAGCUUACCAUGGGCAGGAUGGUAUGGGUGAUGUUCCGGACCCCGACGCUCCAGGCGUGGAACACAUAAAGUCUGAACACGCGGUGAAUGCCAUGAUACGGAUAGCUAACGAACAUCCCGGUCAGGUCAGUCUUGUUGCUGUUGGACCCCUAACCAACGUUGCCCUGGCUGCCAAAAUGGAUCCCACUUUUCCUUCAAAGCUGAAGAGUUUGUACAUCAUGGGGGGUAACAUGGAAGCCAGAGGGAAUGUAAGAGUCUGUGGCGAGUUCAACUUUGUCACAGACCCAGAAGCAGCUGCCAUUGUCCUCAGCCACUUUACCUGUCCCACUCACAUUGCAACCUUGGAAUACAGCCUUCGCCAUCGCCUGCCCUGGGAAUUUUAUCAAAAGUGGGUGAAUCAAGAUACCGAAAAGGCUCGGUUUAUGAAGAAGAUAUCUGCGCAUACUGCCAAGUUUACCCAGGGUGACGAAGGCAACAAGGAACUGUUUUUUGGGGCUGGCUUCGUGUCCUGUGAUUCCUAUGCAAUGGCUGCUGCCAUUGAUGAUUCAGUGGUGACGGAAAGAGCUGAUUAUGGGGUGAGUGUGGAAAUGAGUGGAUCGCUGACCAGAGGCAUGAUGGUUGUAGAUACCCUCGACAUCCUGAAACUUGAAAAGAAGGCUGUUGUCUUCCUGGAAUGUGAUAUGGAGAAGUUUAAGCAGCUGCUGACCGACGCUCUGAAAUAAGGUGCAACACACUCCAAAUGGAAGAACAAAAUACCAGCAAAUGCCGGAGCUACAAGUUACAUUUGAUGCCAAUGCUAGCUUUAAUUCUUGAUUGAUUUGAUAGAUUCUUGACUGGUCAGGGCACAAAGGGAUACGGGGAAAAGGCAAGAGAUUCGGGAUGAGAGGAAAAUUGGAUCAGUCAUAAUGAAAUGGCAGAGCAGACUUGAUAGAAUGGCCUAACUCUGCUCCUAUAUCUUAUAGUGUGAAUGGAAAUUAUGAAUAAUUUUAAUGAGGUGAUGAUACCUUACAAGUGUGACUGAAAUUGGUGGGCAAUCUAUGCUUACAAUAACUAAUAACUAAAAUGUUUAUAAAGGCUUUAGUGACAAUGUGAACUACAGAUAAAAUAUUGAAUGGACCUGCUGUGGAAAUUUGAUCAUCUUCUCAAAAUGGGGAAUAAUUGUACAGAACUUUUCCAAGGGGGUUAAACAGAAGGUGUGGAGAAAAUGGAAUUGAGUUGACAUUCUUGUCCCAUAGGCUCCUCCAAAUGCUCUGCUAACUGAUGCUGAAACCUUCAUUUAGUGUUUUGUUAUCUCCGGUGUUGACCAUUCCAAUGCCACACACACAAAAUGCUGGUGGAAAGCAGCAGGCCAGGCAGCAUCUCUAGGGAGAAGUACAGUCGACGUUUCGGGCCCAGACCCUUCGUCAGGACUGUACUUCAACUGCACCUCUUCCUAUAGAUGCUGCCUGGCCUGCUGCAUUCCACCAGCAUUUUGUGAGUGUUGCUUGAAUUUCCAGCACCUGCAGAUUUCCUCGUGUUUGCAACUCCAGUGCCACACUGGCUUGCAUCCUGAUUCCUGCCACUAUUACGUUAAGCACCUCCCUGCCAAAUGUUAUCUCCCUACGGUUAGUGGUCUGUCAACUUCUCAGUUUCACUAUCUUUACCUAUGUGUACUCCCUCCCCUGCACCUCCAAAGUUUCAAUGUUCUCUCCCUCUGCCACCUCCACCAUCCCUGCAACCUGUCUCAGCACAGUGAAGGCCAAACGCUCUCGAAGUCCCUUCCUAGUCCUCUUCACUGAAACACUCUCCUUCCCUCCUUGCUGAAAUAUUAAUGGACAUUUUAUAUCAUAGUAAUAUCAUACAGUAAUAUAGUAAGGAGCCAGGUCCUUCAGCUCUGCACUAGGACUCCCUUCACGCUAGUCCAAUUUGCAUGUGGAUAUGGAGACGAUGUUUCCAUUAGCGGCAGAGUCUUCAACCAAAGGAUACAGCCUCAGAAUAGAGAGGCGUCCCUUUAGAACAGAGAUGAGGAGGAAUUUCUUUAGCCAGAGGGUGGUGAAUCUGUGGAAUUCAUCUAUUGGGUAGAGAUAUUUAAAGCAGAGCUUGAUAGGCCCUUGAUUAGUAAAGGUGUCUAAGAUUACACGGAAAAGGGAGGAGAAUGGGGGUGAAAAGACCAGGGAUCCUAACCUGGCAUCCAUGUACCCACUCUGAUAAUGGUGGGAACCCAUGGCAUAAAAAUGGUUGGGAAACCCUCCUCUAAAUCACUGUACCUAUCCAAAUGUCCUUUAAAUUGUACCUGCCUCUACCACAUCCUUAUUCCAUCCACAAAUCACCUUGUGUGAAGAAGUUGCCCUUUGAUUUCCUUUUAAAUCUUACCCUCUGAACAUUCACCUUAUUUAUCAUCCUUCAUGAUUUUAUAAACUAUGGAGUCUCCUCCAUUCCAAAGAAUAAAGUCCUAGCUUGUUCAACAGCUGUAACUCAGGGCCUCAAUUCUUGUAAAUUUUCUCUGCACUCUUUCCAGCUUGAUGACAUCUUUCCUAUAACAGGGUAACCAAAACUGUGCACAAAACUCCAGAUGCGGCCUCACCAAUGUCUUACUCAACUGCAAUAUAACCUCCCAACUCCUAUACUCAGUGUUUAACCAAUGAAGGUUACCUGCGUCAGCACCGUCUACAUGUUCUGCCACUUUCAGGGAACAAAGCACUUGUAGUCUUAGUAGUUAGUAGUAGGUAGGACUACUUAUAGUCAUAGGUCGCUCUGUUCUACAACACUCCGCAGAACCCCAAUGUUCACGGUGAAAAUUACACCAUGAUUUGUCUUCUCAAAAUGUUAUACAUUGCACUUAUUAAACUGAAGGCCAUUUACCAUUUCACACCCUACAAAUCCAGCUGAUCCAGUCGUUAUUACCAUAUUACAAGUAAUUUUUUUUAUCUUUUUUCACUGCGUAUGGUAUCAUCAUGUUUUAGUGCCACUUGCAAACAACUUGGUUUAACUUUGUACAUCUUAUGCUAUUUAAUUGGCUCCGGGUAUGUUUCCAUUUCAAAGUGAUGGUUUCUUUUUGAAAUGUCAUGCCAUUAAAUUUCCACAACAAAACCAAUAUUGCUGUGGGAAAUAACCUGCAUUUAUUCUGGCAUAGGAAAAACUAUAGCUUCAUAAAAAAUGGGCUUUGCUGUCACUGGAACUGCUGAAUUCAUAUUGUAUCUGGCACACAUGUACUUCGGCAAUCAAUAAAAAUUUAAGUAAUGUGGUAUUAAACUGCUUCAAAUAUUUUCAUCCAGCUGUGAGUGGCUUCAUUGAGUCUAAUUGGUUCAAAUGACUGCAAGAACAGAUGUUUGCCGGGUGCUAUUGGAGUAGAAAUUGAGUAGGAGGGGUGGGUAGGGUUCUAAGUCAAAGACAAAGUUUCUUGCCAUAUGUACAAGUAAAUGCUCGCUCAGGCGCGAUGAAAAACUUGCAGCAGCAUCACAGGAACAUGGCAUCUUAUAAGCAGCAAACACCAAAACAUAAAGUAUGCACAAUUUUAGAAGAAAGAACGUACUAGUGCAAAAUGGUCACCAUGUUGCUAAACUGCAGUGAUUAACAUUUGGCCAGUUUUGGAAGAACUGAGUGGUUUAAGUAGCUAUUCUUGAACCAGCUGGUGAGACACUUCAGGCUCUGUACCUCUUGCCCAAUGGUAAAUGUGAAAAGGUGGCAUAGCCUGGCUGGUGGACAUUGCCUUCUUGAGGAAGUGCCUUCUGUAGAUACUACCAAGUGAGAAGGGUUGUGCCCAAUGUAAUAGGCAGAGCCCAUUACUCUUUGCAGAUUCUCACAUUCCUGUGCAUUUGAAUCACCAUACCAGACCAAGAUGCAAACAGUCAGGAUACUUUUAAUAGUACACUUAUAGAGAGUUUGGUGACAAGCCAAAUCUCCUGAACUUUAUAUAUAUAUAAAAAAAGUGAAGAUGCUGGUGAACUUUCCUUAUGAUUGUAUCUAUGUGCUGAGCCCAUAACAGGGCAUCCAAUGUGUUUAUGACCAGGAAUUUAAAGCUAAUGACACUCUCCACUGCUGAUUUCCCCCAGUGCAGACUAGUGUAUGUUCACACUGUCUCUCCUUUGAAAGGUAAAUUAAAGAGAUAAUUGUUGUGUUGAUGUUGAGCAAGAAGUUGCAAUUGAGGCACCACUCAACCAAGGGCCUUAUCUUGCUCCAGAAAGCUGACUGACCACCACCUGCGAUUCAUCCAGCAGCAGUGUCAUCAGUGCAUUUGAGGAUGCAUUGGAGCUGUGUUUAGCCACAGUUGAUUGUCCAUAGAGAGCACAGCAGGGAGAUAGAUAUGCAGUCCUGAGCUGACAUGUAUUGAUGAUCAGCAAAGAGAUGUCGUUACCAAUCCUCACUGACCUGAGGUCUGCUGAUGAAGACACCGAGUUUUCAGUUGCAGAGGGAGGUAGAGAGAUCCAGGUCUUGAAGCUCCUUCCAAUUCAAAGUGUGGCUCUGUACUUAUUUUCCCACUAUGUGCUUCCUCAUCUAAUAUAAUCAGAUGCUAAAGUUCUAAUUUGCAUGAAAACAAAGUAGAGUCAUAGAGCACCUCAGCACAGAGGCCCUUCAGUCCAUCUAGUCCAUGCCAGCCUGGUCCUGUCUACCCAUUCGUAGAUCAUUACUCACCAUACUCCUCCCAACUAUGUUCCUAUCCAAACUUCUCUUUGAUAUUACACUUGAACUUGCAUCUACCACUUCCAUUGGCAGCUCAUUCCACACUCACACCACUCAGAGUGAAGAAGUUCUCCUUCUGAUUGCCCUUAAAUAUUUUACCUUUCAACCUUAACCUAUGAUCUCUAGAUCCAGAUCUAGUCUAGGAGGAAAAGCCUGCAAGCAUUCACCCUAUCUAUACCCCUCAAUUUUGUAUACCUCUAUAAGAUCUCCUGUCCUUCUCCUGCACUCCAGGGAAUAAGGUUCCAACCUAUUUACGUUUGCCCAAUAACUCGUGUAACCCCCUGGGUCGCCUCAGGCUCGCUCAGCUCGUU
Messenger RNA from Hypanus sabinus (Atlantic stingray), 6052 nucleotides. RefSeq names its product inosine-uridine preferring nucleoside hydrolase-like. Bases 809 to 1804 code for a protein of 331 amino acids. Lineage: Eukaryota; Metazoa; Chordata; Chondrichthyes; Myliobatiformes; Dasyatidae. The transcript has 7 exons. The record is from RefSeq and is a predicted model, not a curated record. Gene Ontology annotation, molecular function: hydrolase activity, hydrolyzing N-glycosyl compounds.